Molecule: messenger RNA, 2659 nt
Organism: Microdochium trichocladiopsis
Lineage: Eukaryota; Fungi; Ascomycota; Sordariomycetes; Xylariales; Microdochiaceae
Exons: 2
Coding region: 312-2213 (633 amino acids)
Source: RefSeq, a predicted model, not a curated record
CAGGAAAUACCCACCCCGGGACAUUGCAUUCGCCCAUCUCCAAGCAUCCCUCCGCCACCAGACACACCACCAACAGCCGUUUCUGCCACUGCCCUCGAACUUGGCGGGUCUUGACUGGGACUCCUGACCUACCUUUCUUCCGAUUGCUGCUGGUACCUUUGUACGCACACGCAGUCACACAUUCACACACCCACUUCCUUGCUCACGACCACGGCAGCCACUCGCCCUGUCCGUUCGCCCGCCCGCACGCCCGCCGCCCGCACGAUCUACUCUUACAGCAGCGUCCUGGCAUUCCAGGGGAUCGAGCGGCCAUGUCCACCGCCACAAAGAAGCCCGUCGCCUCGGGUGUAGGCCGUCUCUCGUCUACAGAAAGCAGCAGCAGCACAUCACCCUCACGCCAGGCUCGCUCUGCCACACCGACAUCGCCCGCCGUCUCCACGCCCAGCCGCACAAGAUCCAUCCGCGGCGCUGGUACACCCGGUGCCCAACGUGUUGCGCGGGGUGCCUCGUCCAUGUCACUCAGCAACGCCACGGAGAUGAUGGACCCAGAGGCCCGCGCUGAAACCGUCGCCCUCAUCGAAGACCUAAAGAAGCGCCACCAGGACGCCGACACCACAUCUGAGCAGUACAGGAAACAAGCAGAGGUCCUUCAGGCCCGCCUCGACGAGGCCCUCAAGGAGCACGCACAGCUCGAAGAGAAGGUCCACGAGACCGAGGAGCAGCUUGAGGCUCUUCGCAACGAGAAGCGCGAGGCUGCCCGCCAGAUGCGCGAGAUGGAGACCAUUUACGAGGCCGAGAAGAGCUCCAUCCUCAAGGAAAAGGAGGAGAUGGCGACCCGCGAGGAGGAGAUGCAGGCCGUCAUCAACAGGCUCAAGGAGACACUCAACCAACGCAAUGCUGAUGAUGAGUACCGGCCCUCGAGGCAAUCGGCUCACCCUUCCCCCAGCCUAGAAAGUGGAGGCUUUGCUCCUCCGUCAUCCAUCAACCGUAGCGAUUCUCGGAACAACUCGAAGCUUCUUCUGCAGAAAGACAAGCUCAUUGAGUCCUUACGUCUUGAGUUGGCCGAGGCCCAGAUCAAGCUCGUCGAGACUGAGAACCAAGGUGGUGGCCGUGUCCAUGAAGUCGAGCGGCUACUAAUGGAGGCUCGCAUGGCGAAUGCGAGACUGAUGGAGGACAAUGAAUCGUACCAGUUGCUCCUGCAGGAGAAGACUCUCCAUGGAGAUUUCGGCAAGGGCGAUUUCGACUACAUGGGCGUCUCGACGAACCAUGAUGCUCUGAGUGCCCUGGAAGGCCGUCCCAGCACACGCGGCGCGGAUGAGGCCACUACACCAGGCAGCCUCGCCGAUGAGCUUGGUGCGGCGUCGGAAGAUGACGCGCACUCUCACAUUGGGGAAGAGCCUGCCCGGCGCCUUGACAACGAGGUGCGAAUGCUCAAGGACCAGAACAAGGCGCUCACAUUGUACAUCAACAAGAUCAUUGAGCGACUCCUGCAGCACCAGGAGUUCGAGCACAUCCUCGACACCUCGACCGAGGGCGCCGGCAAGGCCGGCAAUGUGCACAAGGAGCUGCCUGCACCCCCAGCUGAGAUAUCCGGCGUGCCGUCGCUGCUGCAGCGGGCCAAGUCCAUGGCCAUCGGAGGCGGUAAUACUCGCAAGCCACGGCCUAUGUCCUUGAUGCACUCGAUGCCCAAGGAGAACUCGGCUCACAACAACCCUGACACGGCUCCGAGCAUCCCUAUAGGAUUGGGACGGUCGCAAAGCACUCGUCGCGGACCCCGACCCAUGAGCGAGCAGUUUGUUGGUGCCGCAGGCGUCGUGAACGCAAUGUACAAAGGCCCUGACGGCCCGUUGAGCCCGACGCUGAGCAACCCUCGGCACUCGCAGACCUUCUUCUCGGGCGCCUCGGGCUCGUCGCGUACCGCCUCGUAUGCGGGCAACGGAGCUCCCAGCGCUGGCAAUUUCCCCGGCAUGCGUAGCGAGACAAGCAGCGUCAGUGGCGACUCUGGGUCUGUGGCCGGCGAUGGCGUGUCAAGCACGACGCAGAGCCCGCCCCGGACGCUCAAUGGCGGCGAGAAGCAGGGCAAUGCCACCUUCACUGGCAACAAGCCAAGGCCGCUGCGCCUUGUGCAGGAGCAGACCGAUACCAAGACCGACAACAAGCGCGCCAGCUGGCUUCCCUCGUUCUCCGGCUGGGGUGCCAACAACAGCGGCUAAGUUCAUCAUGCUUGGUUAGCCAUCUUCAGCGUUAGGCGGCAUUUGCGAAGGGUUUUAUGCAUUGGGACUCUCGAUGGCAUGACGUUGUGCCUGGUGGAUAUUUCAUGAAAGGUGUCAUGUUCUUUACCCAUAUGGAACAUCCGACACGGAUGUCAGAGUAGCCUCUGAGCUACGAACAGUGCACGAAAUGAUAGCGACAUUGACGACAUAAGGGACCAUUCAUGGAAAACGAUAUCUCUCUCCUCGAUUAAAUACCAAAUAAAGGGGGUUCAAAACCAUCUGGAAAUCGGCGUUUGGGGGUAUCAUUGGGGAGGGAGCAUCAUCAUGAAGAGAUAUAUCUCGAGAGAAACCCAUUCUUCACGUUAUGUAGUAGUUUUCUUGAGUAGUUACGAGCAUGAGACGAUGGCCUGGUGCCUCAAUAGAGAAGAGUCUUUGAAUUUUCGCGA